Molecule: messenger RNA, 804 nt
Organism: Rotaria sp. Silwood2
Lineage: Eukaryota; Metazoa; Rotifera; Eurotatoria; Philodinida; Philodinidae
Source: the annotation of a GenBank genome assembly
AUAAUAUUCUUACAUUAGAAAAUAUAUUUCAAAUGAAUCUACAUCAAUAUAAUGAUAUUAUUCAAAAUAAUUAGAAUUUUUCUCGAACACGAUUCAAAACGAUUGUUGAAGUGCAUAGGAUAGAAAUUUGUAUCCAUUCCCUAACACAUCAUAGCAGACAUUGUCAUGGAAAUGUGAUAAACCGUUUAUCAAUAAAAUGAUAGUAAAGCAAUGUAUUCCAAUAUAGAAAGAAUAAAACAAUGUCCCUGGUAUAAGCAACAGUAAUUACAUCGUGUUUUAGCUUUUUAAAGUAAAAAAUGAAAAUAAAAACCAGUACUAUAUCAGUAUGUACAAUUUUGGUGUAAAUACUGAACAGUAAAUCAUCAACACACAGUUCACUGAAAGUACUGAUUAUAAUGGCAUCGAUGUCUAUUGAAGCACAGACUAUCCUGACAUUGAUGUUCGCUGCACCAUAGAGAUAUCAUUCAUUGAGUCGAUGAUCAAUAAACUGAUAUUGUACAUCUCUACUAUUGUAUAAAAUAAAAUAAAAAAUGUUGAUUUUGAAAAAUUUCAUUUUCAAAUCCAUAAACAUUAUCGUCAUACAUUAGGUACAAAUAUUCAACAAGAACGUGGUUCAAGCACUUGAAGAUUCAACAUUACUUCUUAAUAGUAUUUUUAUAUAUUGUUUUCUUUUUCAAUUCUUUUUAAGGUAUAGUAAUAUCACGUUUCGUUGGUAUCUAUCUUUUACAAGUUGAACAGUGGAUUCCAAUAUUAUCUUUAAUUUCUGAUGUAAUUAAAUUAUGGGCAAUUGUAGAACAAAAAUAG